Molecule: messenger RNA, 5269 nt
Organism: Neopsephotus bourkii (Bourke's parrot)
Lineage: Eukaryota; Metazoa; Chordata; Aves; Psittaciformes; Psittacidae
Gene: FYB1
Product: FYN binding protein 1
Exons: 17
Coding region: 390-2849 (819 amino acids)
Biological process (GO): protein localization to plasma membrane; T cell receptor signaling pathway; integrin-mediated signaling pathway
Cellular component (GO): plasma membrane
Molecular function (GO): lipid binding; protein binding
Source: RefSeq, a predicted model, not a curated record
GAGCAGUUUUCUCCACUGAUCAUAAUGAAACCCACAAGCAACAUUGUUAUGCAAACCCUUGCUGAGAAGCAGAACUCCUCUUAGCAAACAGACCAGGCUGCUGAAGUGAGAUACCCAUGGAUUGUAUCAUUGCAGGAACCAGUUUUUCUGCCUGUAUCAAAGUAUUGGAGAGCUUUGGGGAAUCAAGAUACAAAAUGGAGAAGACAAACAAGAACACAGAGAGGAAAGGGAGAGCAGCAGGGAAGAAAAAUUACUGAGAAGGGAAAGAAAAACUGACACACACACCCCAAAACAGAAGAAUUUCUGUUUUCAAAAGGGAGCUUGUAGCUCUCUAAGGAUUUUACAGGAAUAACACUAGUCUGGAUGUCAGAGUAGAUGUGAAGUCACUCAUGGCAAAAUUUAACACGGGCAACAACCCCACAGAGGAUGUUUCUGGUAACAGCCAUCCCUUCAAAGUCUCUGGACAACCUGUCCAUACAGGAUUACAAACAAGGAAAGCAGCCUUUGAGAAAUUUGCAAGCCAAGGAAAUGCAACUUCUUCUUCAGGACCCAGUACUUUUCACAAACCUGUUCAUCCUAAGCCUCCUCUGGCAGUCAAGCCUUCAAGUGAUGAUAGAACAGAGAAGGAUCCAAAGCCCCCAUAUUUGAAACCAGUGGCACAAAGGUUUGGAGUUCAGCUUCAGGCAACAAACAGAGAAAAUAAUGAAAAAGCUGGAUGCACUAAAGUCCCCACCAAAACCAGUGACUUGGCAAAGGAAGAGCCAGUGCCUCUGUAUCCAAAACUUGCACAGAACAGGUUCCUUAACUCUGCUCCUUAUGAGAAAGAAAAAAGUGCUGUGGGAACAAAACCAAAUCCAAAUUUUGCGGCACAGGAGAGUGAGGCAAAACCAGCAUUUUCAAAAGUAACUGGAGUUAAGGAAAAGUUCUUGUCUGCAACACAAGAAAACGAGCCCAAGUCUUCCUUCUCUAAACCACCUCUUGCACAGAAACCUUCUCUAAACUAUGAUGUCUCCCGCAAUGAAGACACUUCUAAUAAAAAUGUUUUUCUGCAAAAAGGACUAUCAGGCCCUAGACAAAAUGUACAUUCUUUUAAAGCAACGAAGGAAAUUGAUAAAAAUAGUAACUGUUCUGCAGAAACAGCAGGAAGUCAUUUUUCUAACAUAGCUCUGAAGCCUGCUGAUCACUGUUCUGGUUCAUCCGAAGGAACCCCCAAAAAUAUGGAGGAGAAAACUGAGGAAAAGGGAAUGAGUGCUGCCCAGAACAUCUUUCUCAACAAAAUCACCCAGGAAGGGUCAGGUUCCUCUUCUAAGUUCCAUCAGACAAACACAGUAUUUGCUGAAGGAAGGCUAUCAGAUGCAUCACAAGAGAAAGAGGAUGGGGACGGGAGCUCAGGAAAACCCAAGCAGAAACCCUUGCCCCCACUGUUCAAGCUGGGCCAGCCCCCGCAGAAGCCCAGCAGACCCCCCAGCGUGCACCUAGAAAGGUUUCGGAAGAGCAGCCUAAAAGACAACCCUAGAAAUGAAGGUUUGAAACCGAUAGUACCUCCCUCAGCAGCACUUUCCCUGCCUGUACCUCCACCACACCCUGCUAUGCAGUUGCCAUCUCCUCCAUCAGCCUCUCACCCAUCUCUGCAGGCCCAAGCAGCUCCUAACCUGCCUCCCAGAAACAUCAAGCCCAGCUUUGAAACAAUAUCAUCAAGAGAAAAAGAGAAGAAGUGGGACAAGGAAGAAAAGAGAAGAAUGGACCAAGAGAAGAAGGAACAAAAGGAAAGAGAAAAGAAAGAGCAGGAAAUAAGGAAGAAGUUCAAAUUAACAGGACCCAUCCAAGUCCUUCAUCAGGCACGAGCUUGUGCUGACCACAAGGGAGGGAAGAACGAGCUGACUGUCAAACAGGGGGAUGAGAUUGAAAUAAUUCGCCUCAAUGACAACCCAGAAGGAAAGUGGCUGGGGAGGAUAAAUGGAUGUUAUGGAUACAUUAAAACAACCAUGGUGGAGAUCGAUUAUGAUUCUUUAAGAAGAAAGCAACAACAGUCUACCAGAGCUUCUGUGAAAUGUCCAGAGAGUGACCAAGAAGUGUAUGAUGAUGUUGGAGAGCAGGACAGUAUUAGCAAUAACAGUGCUGGACAAAGUGGAUCUGGAAGUAUGUUCUCACCUCCUCCUUCUGAUAAAGAUAUUUAUGAUGGGAUUAACGAUGAAGAUGCUGUGACCAGGUCUGUAUCACAGGAUGAAGAUAAGAACGGUAUCUGGUCCUGGGGAAUCUUGAAGAGGCUAAAAGUCAAAGAUGACAAAAAGAAAAGUGUACGAGAAAAACCAACCAAAGUCAAUGUGGCAGAAGAUAAUGGAAAUUUGUUCAUGCCUCCUUCAACAAAACAGUUUGGAAAAGAUUGUGAAGACAAUGAUGUUUAUGAUGAUGUAGAUUCUUCAGACUUCUCUCCUCCUCUGCCUGACCUCAAGCAAAAGAAAAUGGAAAUCUCUCCCCUGAUUAGAAAUCUUUCAUCAAAAUCAGCAAGGCUUGUAAAAUAUAAAUCAGAUGAAAAAGAUGCACAAAAGUUUAAAAAUACGGAAAGAGAAGAGAAACAGUUCAGAAAAAAGUUCAAAUUUGAAGGUGAAAUUAAAGUUAUGUACUCCACCACAGCAGUCCAGGAUUUGCCCGAGAGAAGAUGGGGAUCUAAAGACUUACAAGUUAAACCAGGGGAGUCUCUUGAAAUUAUAGAAAGUACAGAUGAUACCAAGGUCCUGUGCAGGAAUGGAGAAGGAAAAUAUGGCUAUGUUCUGAGGAGUGAUUUAGUUCAGAAUGAUGGAGAGAUUUACGAUGAUAUUGGUGAUGAUUGCAUCUAUGAUAAUGACUGAGGCAGAAUUUUAUUCAAGAGGUUCAUUGAAGAUCAAAAUCUAUUUCAGAGUUGCUAAUUGGGAAAAAAAGAGAAGUCACUAAAGCCGAUUACAAGUUAACUCAGUUACACUCUUACGAAUGUACAAUUAAUAUUUUUUUAGGAUUUCAGGGUUCUUGCAUUCCUUGCUUUGUGUGACAUUUGAAUUGCCAUUUAUCUGAGCAAUCAAAAUUCAGGGAAUAUGAGCUAAAGUUAAAGUUACCAUAUUCCACUUUCUUUCCACAUUUAUGAUAGUCUAUGUAAAAACACUUCUUCAAUUACUUAUACCCAGAGAGGCUAGUUCAGGUCUAUGAAGGAUACAGAUGACAAUAACCCCUGGGAACAGGUUUUACUUUGAUUCUGGUCUAUUAAACACCAGAGACUCCCACUCUGGGGAGGACAGUAUCCUGAAAAGAAAUGCUUCCUUUAGUGAUAACAUCCUGUUGUGAAAACAGGAAAUCAAAAGUGGGCAUCGGAGAAGACAAUACAUUGCUGACCUGCCAUUCCAACUGCAGUAGCGUUAGCUACACUGACAUGUACAGCCAUGUACCAUCACUGCUCAAGUUGCUUUUUCUGUGUUGUACUAAUGAUAGAAUAUAAUUCUCUUAAGGUUCAUUUGACCAUUCUGUAAGUACUUUUUGACUAACAGUAAAAUAGUAACAAUGCUAUCUGUCUUACAUACAGCACUCUGAGAUAUAAACCACAGAACAGCAUAGUAUAGGCUAUAGAUUAUAGUAUAGCAUUGCUCAAAAUAUAUUCAGAACAUUUAGGUCAAGAUUUAGUUCCUAUUUAGUUUGAAGAUAUGUUGCUGUUGCCACUAUAGUAACUUAGGCACUAAAAUGGACCUAUAAACUGAUGAUAAAUUGAUUGGAAAUAACUUAGAGGUUAAAUAUAUGUUUUGAUAAUACCUUUUUCAUCUAAGUACUGUAUUUUAGACUUGGCUGAAUGAGAGUAUAGAAAUGACAUUUAUCCCUAAGAAUCAUUGUGAUGGUGUUCUCUGAAUGAGCAAGUAGCAAACGAAAGUAAAAUGAACAAUGAAUCAUAAUAAUAAAUAUCACUUUGCACUUACAUAUCCAAACUCUCUGGAAAUCAAAAGACAGUUACAGUGAACUCCCAGUAAAGAGGGUGAGCAUGCACAGAAAAUGGAAUGUAUACUUUUAAUGUGUGAUGCUUUCUCUGUAAUGCAAGAUAAUAAAAAACCUGUAAUAACCAAAGUGGCUGGAUCAGUGUAAGCAACUCCUCCUGAUAAUCAAGGCUCCUAUAAUCCUCAAGGGAAGUAAAACACACUGUGCAAACCAGUGCAAUGUAGCAAACCAGCAAGUUUAGCUUAUAAAUACAACAUUUUUGGCUCUGUUGAAGUCAGUGAGUUUUGGUCUUGUCUUCAGUGGUGCUGAGAUUUCAUCUUACACAAGUGCCUUUUACUGACAGUUCAAAAUACAGUAAAUCUUGAAGGAGGUAUAAUGCUAUGGGGAUAUCAAACUUAAAAUUAACUGUUGAGAUAAUAGCCUAUAAGCUGUUUUAUACUGUAUUUAAAAUCACUUAUAAUGCACUGAAAAUCUAUAUGUAAACUUGAGAUUCCUGUUCUGUAUUUGCUAUUCAAACCAGCAUCCAGGCAUACAAAUACCAGUUUUCUUUGUAAACAUCAGCACCAGCACCCAAAUUUUAAAAAUUACCUUAUUAUACCGAGUGAAAUGAACGCAUUUGGUUAUUUGACUAUAUUGCUGCUGGUGGUUUAUUUAUUUUUCAAGGGCAUUCAAGAGGGUAUCCUCAUCAAAGCAGUGAUACACCAAAGAACUGAGAAGGAAGGCAGACAUUUAGAAAUACACAACCACUUGUUAGUUUUACACAGUUAGUUGUCGCAAAAGAUUCUGUUUCAAAUUCUAGCAUAUAUGCCCAGUCUUGGUUUAGUUUUAACUAAUAGUAAAUUUCACGUGUUGCACUAAGACCAACAAAGAAACUUCCCUUCUGAGUAUAAUUUAUCUAUCUUGUACUAAAGGACUUCAGUAGAAUACAAACCUCUUUUGUACCCCUGAAAAAGAAGUGAACUUUAUUCUUUGUGAGAUUUUUCAGUCAUAUAUUUUUUAAUAGCUUUUAAUGUUCUUAGCCUUGAUGUGCUGUAGGUACUGUGUUUCCUUACUGAAUGUAUUGACUGAAUUUGUCAUACGAUACAUCAAAUAACAAAAAGAAAUAAUCAUAAGAUUCUUUAAGCUAAAAAUCUGUGUAUUGUUUAAGCAGAUCAAAUAUCAGGUGGUUGUUACAGGGUGUCUAAAUGUAUUUAAAAGGUACUACGCACUGAAAAAUUACUGUAUUGUAUAUUUUUUCUUUUCAUUAUUUUACAAACUUUGUUAACUGGAUCCAUUUUUUUUCUCUCUUCUGAAUAAAAAUGUGCUUUUUGACAAGAAA